Molecule: messenger RNA, 1304 nt
Organism: Erigeron canadensis
Lineage: Eukaryota; Viridiplantae; Streptophyta; Magnoliopsida; Asterales; Asteraceae
Product: 2-oxoglutarate-dependent dioxygenase DAO-like
Exons: 3
Coding region: 286-1212 (308 amino acids)
Biological process (GO): auxin catabolic process
Molecular function (GO): indole-3-acetaldehyde oxidase activity; dioxygenase activity
Source: RefSeq, a predicted model, not a curated record
AAAAGGAAAAUCAAACCACAUACUACGAACUAAUUAAAAUUCUAAAAGAAUGGUCAUGGAAAAUGGUGAGAAGCGGAAAGAAUUAUGUCUAGCUGAUGUUGUGGCUUCAUGGGUGUAAAUUGUUUCACAAAAUUGUUUAAAAUAAAAAAUAAAAAAUUAUUUGUAUAGUAUAUUCGGGAUAAACAAAUUAAGUCUCUAUCAUGAACCCCAUUAUUAUAGUAUUAUAAUAUGAUUAUUAUUAAUAACGAUUAAUUAAUCACAUUAUACCACAUUUACGCAAGAAAAAUGGUCACUAGUAAUAACACAAUCCCAGUGGUCGAUCUACAAGACUUACCUCCUAAUGAAUUACCCAAGUUGAUCGCAGCAUGUGAAGAAUGGGGCUGUUUUAGGCUGCUCAACUUCCAACAAUUCCUUCCGGCAACACUCAUGUCAGAGAUGAAGACGGUGGCCAGAUCACUGAUUGACUUACCAGUGGAUAUCAAGCGCCGGCCGAAUGUUGACGUCAUCUCCGGAAGCGGGUACAGGGAUCCAUCAGCCAGGAAUCCGUUGUACGAGGCCCUUGGUCUGUAUGACAUGUCGUGUCGUGCUGACGUGGAGACUUUUUGCUCCCAGUUGGAUGCUUCAAUUCAUCAAAGGGAGAUAAUUGUAACAUAUGCUGAAGCAGUACAUAAGUUAUUUGUGGCAGUUGUAGAGAAAUUAGCCGAGGGUUUAUCAGUGAAAAGUGAAAUUUUUGGAUUUGAGAAAUGGCCAUGUCAAUUUAGAAUAAAUAAAUACCAUUUCACCCCUGAAAGUGUUGGUUCCCAUGGUGUCCACACACACACAGAUUCCGGUUUCCUCACUGUCCUUCAAGAUGAUGAAUGUGUUGGUGGUCUAGAAGUCAUGGCUAAGUCGGGUGAGUUCAUUGCUGUUGAUCCAUGGCCUGGCACCCUUUUUGUUAACCUUGGAGACGUAGCAACUGUAUGGAGUAAUGGAAGAUUUCGCACUGUGAAGCAUAGGGUGCAAUGUAAAGAAGCAAGAGUACGUGUUUCAAUUGCUUCGUUCCUUUUAGGACCACGAGAGACAUUGGAACCGCUACCAGAACUUGUGGACAAUGACCAUCCUUGUGUGUAUGUUCCAACCACGUUUGAGGAGUACAGGAAGUUGAGGAUGUCGACAAAUUUGCAUGCGGGUGAAGCUCUUGAGCUCUUAUACACAUCUAACUCUGAGAAGUGAUGUUGAGUCACUUUCAAAUUCUUGCAGAACAGGUUUCUCAGUUUGUUCAAUUGAUAAAUAAAUAUAUAAAAAUAAUCUUCGCUUGUAGAUUA